CCAAGCUUUCACUUUCUAGUUUCUACUUCCAAACUUUCGUCUUCUCGGAUAUCUGUCUACCCAAUUGGGGUUUUAAAGCCACCUGCCGUGCUGUAGCUGCCAACUUGCCAGAACGCUGGCAUAGAUUUGCGUGCCCCUCGCCAUAUCCAUUUUCCUCACUCUAUCUGCGUUCCCAAAAAGGCAAAAAGAUUAGCCCUUUCUGUCCUUUCUUUGGUUUUGGUCGCUUUGCUCAAUUGAAGAAGAAGGGCUUCAUUUCUCGCUGCAGUCAAUCAUGACAGUUCUGGGAUCCAAGCUUCAUCAAGAUGAACUUAAUGGCGGUGCGAGGAGUUCCUAUUUCAAUUCCCCUCCUCUGGAUGUCUCGGUUGCAUUCCCUCAGGCAACUCCAGCUUCCAAAUUUCCUCCUCAUGUUGCGGACUACUACCAGUUAGAUGAUCUGUUGACCCCUGAGGAGCAGGCUAUAAGGCUCAAAGUCAGGCAGUGUAUGGAGAAAGAAGUAGCCCCUGUAAUGGCUGAGUACUGGGAGAAGGCAAAGUUCCCAUUUCAUGUCAUUCCGAAGCUAGGUGAAAUGUGUGUUGCAGGUGGUACAAUCAAGGGUUAUGGAUGUCCUGGCCUUUCCAUCACUGGCAGUGCUCUUGCCACUGCCGAAGUUGCUAGAGUGGAUGCUAGUUGUUCUACUUUCAUUUUGGUGCACUCAUCUUUAGCAAUGCUCACCAUAGCUCUCUGUGGUUCAGAGGAACAAAAGCAGAAAUAUUUACCAUCGUUGGCACAAUUAAGCAAUGUGGCAUGUUGGGCUUUGACUGAGCCUGACUAUGGAAGCGAUGCAAGUGCUUUGAGAACAACAGCAACAAAGGUUGCUGGUGGUUGGAUACUCGAAGGCCAAAAACGUUGGAUCGGAAAUGGUACCUUUGCGGAUGUAUUGAUUAUCUUUGCCCGAAAUGCCUCAACAAAUCAGAUUAAUGGAUUUAUUGUGAAGAAGGACGCCCCUGGACUAACAGCUACAAAAAUAGAGAACAAAAUCGGCCUGCGAAUUGUGCAGAAUGCAGACAUUGUCAUGAACAAAGUUUUUGUACCUGACGAGGACAGGUUGCCUGGGGUCAACUCCUUCCAAGACACAGCCAAGGUGCUGGCUGUUUCACGUGUGAUGGUGGCCUGGCAGCCGAUCGGGAUAUGCAUGGGGAUCUACGACAUGUGCCACAGGUACCUUAGAGAGAGGAAGCAGUUCAAGGCACCGUUGGCGGCUUUCCAGAUCAACCAGCAGAAGCUUGCUCAGAUGCUUGGCAACAUCCAAGCCAUGACCCUGGUUGGUUGGCGGCUCUGCAAGUUGUACGAAGCCGGCACGAUGACUCCAGGUCAAGCCAGUUUAGGAAAGUCAUGGAUCACAUUGAGGGCGAGGGAAACGGCUGCACUGGGGAGGGAACUUCUUGGUGGGAAUGGAGUAUUGGGUGAUUUCCUAGUUGCCAAGGUGGUGCUGCGCUCCCUUUUUCUCUUUCCCAUGUUCCAAAAAGAAGAAUUGUUUAUGGAAGUAGAACCCUUUUGCUUGACUGGAAAAAGGAAAUGAUGAUGAAAUGCUGUUGGUUGGUUUUGCAGGCGUUCUGCGAUCUGGAGCCGAUUUACACAUACGAAGGAACUUACGACAUCAACAGCUUGGUGACAGCAAGGGAAGUCACUGGCAUCGCCAGCUUCAAGCCAACCUUUCUCACCAAACAAAGCCGCUUAUAAUUAUUAUUAUUAUUAUUAUAUAUUACGGGAAAUGAAAUACCGUCUGUAAUAAUAAUUUAACUAUUAAUAAUAAAGGUGGCACUGCAUACGAUUUUCCCAUACUAUCUGAUAAUAAAGGUGCCAACAAUAUUAGAAAGUGUUGUUUUAUUAGUUCUGUAAGAUCAAGACCUUGAAAUAAAGUGUUGUUUUAUCUUA
Molecule: messenger RNA, 1914 nt
Organism: Linum tenue
Lineage: Eukaryota; Viridiplantae; Streptophyta; Magnoliopsida; Malpighiales; Linaceae
Source: the annotation of a GenBank genome assembly